Alnus glutinosa is the source of this 1994-nucleotide messenger RNA. Its product is annotated as agamous-like MADS-box protein AGL30. Gene Ontology annotation, biological process: regulation of transcription by RNA polymerase II. The record is from RefSeq and is a predicted model, not a curated record. NCBI's taxonomy places the organism in Eukaryota, Viridiplantae, Streptophyta, Magnoliopsida, Fagales, Betulaceae. The transcript has 12 exons. Bases 657 to 1718 code for a protein of 353 amino acids. Gene Ontology annotation, molecular function: RNA polymerase II cis-regulatory region sequence-specific DNA binding; DNA-binding transcription factor activity, RNA polymerase II-specific; protein dimerization activity.
AUAAUAAGAAAGAAUUUGCAAAGAGUAUAGGUGAUAAUUAAGAAUGUAUAAGAAAUCCAAUUAUGGAAAGUAAUUGUAACAACAUGCAGGGUGGCUCGAGACAAUAGGUGAUAAGAAUGUAUAAGAAUUCCAGUUAUGGAAAGUAAGUCCAAUUUCAGAAAAUUCAUAUUAUAGGGAGAAGAGAAAGGGUGAAUCAUGUGAGAAGAAUUUGGGACUAGAUUAUUCGAUUAAGGCUGUCUGUCAGUAAGGUUCGUGAACCAGAUAAAUCUCAACGGUUAGCAAAGGUGAGGAUUUGUUCAAGUUGGGUUGUUGUGAUCCAAAGCUUUCCCUUUCCACCCGCUGGUUUUCAGAAUCUUCAAAAACCAUUUACCGUCUUCCAUUUCCUCCAAAGACACUCAUAACCUUGGUUUUAUUAAUCGUAUAUUUGAUAUUUCAUGGGUUAAGAAGGACAUCCAAAAACCCAACUUCUGCCCAAACCAAACCGAAUUUUCAGCGACAUGUCCACGGUGUUCAACCAUCGAAUGAGCCUCAAGGGCGCGAAGGGCACAAAUUAAGUGAGUUUGUUUCGUUGGUUUGGGGAUUUCUGACGCUCCCGAUUCUCCCGCUUACCUCGAUGACCGAUUUUUCCGGUCACCCGGUCGUGCAAUAUAAUCUAUAUGAUGGGAAGGGUAAAGCUUAAGAUAAAGAGGUUGGAGAACACUAAUGGUCGUCAAGCGACCUAUGCUAAAAGGAAGAAUGGCAUCAUGAAAAAGGCUAAUGAGUUAUCCAUACUAUGCGACAUAGACAUUGUUCUUCUCAUGUUCUCACCAACCGGCAAGCCUUCAUUAUGCCGGGGAGUGCGCAGUAGCAUUGAAGAGGUUAUUGCAAAAUUUGCACAACUAACUCCACAGGAAAGGGCAAAAAGGAAGUUGGAAAGCCUUGAAGCACUCAAGAAAACUUUUAAGAAGUUGGACCAUGACGUAAACAUACAAGAAUUUCUCGGUACUAGUUCUCAAACUAUCGAGGAUCUGACUAACCAAGCGAGGGCAUUGGAGAACCGACUUUCUGAAAUACAUAAAAGACUCAGCUAUUGGAUAAAUCCUGAUAAGAUCAAUACUGUAGAAGAUUUGGGGCAAAUGGAAGAUUCUCUUAGGGAAUCACUCAACCAAAUUCGAACACAUAAGCAGGAAAAUCUACAAAAGCAGCAACUUAUGUCAUUAGAAUGCAAUGGUCAGUUCCAAAAUGGGAUGCAUAUACCCUACAGGAUGAGUGCUGAGCAACAGCUCCAACCUUUAUCAUGGAUUCCUAAUAAUGACAGCCGGCAUAUACUUUUAUCUGAGGACCCAAACUUGCUUUCCCAUAGGGAUGUGGAGUGCCCUGCAACCUCCUCCCUUGGGAGUUAUUCUGGUUACUUUGGCACAGGUAAAAAUUCAGAGAUUCCUAAUUCUGGGCAAGAAAAUGGUGUUCUGAAUGAUUUAACCAGAAUUGCCCCUCUGAGGCUACAACUGGGUGGGCAAUAUCCUUAUCUGCCGUACAAUCUCAACUUGAUGAAUGAUACUAAAUUCCAAUCAGCAGCACAGAUGAACCCACAAGAAAACUCUGUGGAUUAUCAUGUCAAUGGAAGCUUUGAAACUCCUAGACCAGGAUAUGAGACUGCUCAGCAUAGUUGGGCUUCCACAUCUGGGCCUUGUCCAGUCACCAUGUUUGAUGAACAUUUGUAUUCCCAGCAACCAAACUGAGAUGCAUGGGCUCUCUUUCCAUUCAUUCACAGAUGGAGUUGUUGAACUUGGAUCAUAUGCUUUGACAAGCUACUCAUCCAUUUAAGAUUAUUUUUUUUCCCAUGGUUAGCUUUGCCAUGCAAAUAUAGGAGGCAACCAGCAAGUGAUGUAUAGCACUAAGCAUAUGACUGCGCUGACAUUAUUCACUGGCCAGAAGGAAUGGUGCUGACUCCCUUGAAUGAGGCACCGUAUUAUGAUAUUAAAAUCUACUAUAUACAAAUUAUGUAUUCACAGGUC